Molecule: messenger RNA, 1115 nt
Organism: Sphaerulina musiva SO2202
Lineage: Eukaryota; Fungi; Ascomycota; Dothideomycetes; Mycosphaerellales; Mycosphaerellaceae
Product: phosphoglycerate mutase-like protein
Exons: 3
Coding region: 75-842 (255 amino acids)
Biological process (GO): ribose phosphate biosynthetic process
Molecular function (GO): sedoheptulose-bisphosphatase activity
Source: RefSeq, a predicted model, not a curated record
CGUAUCUCCUAGUCAAACGACACUCCUUCCUGGAUCUGUUUUCCCGUGCCCGCUGGCAGUGAAGACAAGCUAACAUGACAACGCCUCGAGUCUUUGUGAUUCGCCACGGCGAAACAGAAUGGUCACUCAAUGGCCGCCAUACCGGCAUCUCGGACAUUCCCUUGACAGAAAAUGGCGAAAAGCGGAUUCGAGCCACGGGAAAAGCUUUGGUGGGCGACGAUCGUCUCAUUGUACCGAAGAACCUGGCCCAUGUAUAUGUCUCACCGCGGAGGCGUGCUCAGCGGACGCUGGAGCUGUUGGGAUUAGGGUGUGAAGAAGAGCUUCCAUGGAACCAGCAUGGCAGGCUAGAAGAGAGUGCACACAAGACUGAGGCCAAGGUGGAAGUCACCGAGAGCAUACGCGAGUGGGACUACGGCGACUACGAAGGCAUCACGUCCCAGGAGAUCAAAGAGCAGAGGAAGCAAAAGGGCGAGAAGGAGUGGGAUAUCUGGAGGGAUGGCUGUCCCGGCGGCGAGAGCCCUGAACAGGUCACUGAACGCCUCGAUGCCCUCAUAGCAGAUAUCAGAAAGCGAUUUCACGCCCACGCAAUAGGCAAACCCAAGGGCAGCCAGCGCGAGCCAUUUGAUGUGCUGGUCGUGGCCCACGGACAUAUAUUGAGAGCCUUUGCUGGUCGCUGGGUCGGCAAGAAUAUUGCAGAGAACCCGUCACUGAUUCUCGAAGCUGGCGGAGUCGGAACACUGAGCUAUGAACAUCACUCGCUAGAUGAACCGGCCAUCUUGUUGGGUGGUGCCUUCAUGAGUGACGUUGUGGAGAAUGCUGAAGAUCACGAGAAGACACGGUGAAAAUUGAGCACGCCACGCUGACUUCAAGUCUUGUAUAGCAAAGAGUGCAGUGGUAGAGCUAUCCGCGAGAGUCAAAACAAGAAGCUUCGACGCCCAACCGUUGCGCAGUUGCACACGGGCAGAUCAUGCACUUGUGGUUAGACUUUACUCUCGCAGAACUACAGACUAGAGACCUACCUUUACCUAUAAUAUUGAGCAUGUUCACUGUAGAGUCUAACACUUGCUCUCUGCAUAUUGGUUCUUAGGUAUCAGGACACUCAGGCUCACGCCUAC